GGGGCGUCAAAUUAGCCCGCCAAAUUCAAAAAGCCCGCAUAACCGUAUCUAGACUUGGCAACCCUGCAAUGCCCAGUGGCUCUCAUCCCUCCAGCUGAUACAGCCAACAAAAAUCCCUGAAAAUUUCCCCAGGAAAUUCCAUAGCCGAUUAUUGACGUCACGGGAGGACGAAGAAGAGCCAAUAUCAGCUGAUUCGUCGGCGGGUGUAGGUGAGCGAAGUAAUAAACCCGGAAAAUCAUUGACAUUUGUGCCAGCGAGAGGACUGUUACACCUGGGUGACUUAAAAUGUCGGCAAAUCCAAGUGAUCCAGAAAAUUCCCUCAAUCAAACGUGAAUAAUCGUGCUAUAUCAGUGCAAUAUAUCGUCAUCAGUGACUCCGUUAAUAAUGCCUGGUGAGCCUCCAGCAUCGGCUGCUGGAAAAUCCAGUGGCAAAGUUAAACGCAUAUCAAUACCCCGUGUCCAGAGCAGUACAGACACUGAAUUACAGUCGCAACUGAGCCAGAGUGGAUCAACACCCCUUCAGCCAGUAUCGCUCCACUACGUUAACUUCAAAAAUGACAAUGAGGAGACAUCAAUACCACCAGUUCUCCAAUCACGACUGCUAGACCUGUUUCAACAGAUUCAGAAGGAAUUCGAGAUGGUGUGUCUGGAGAACAUAGGCUUACAGGAGAAGAUUGACACUCUCAACGAGAGAUUGGAGAGAGAGUGCUACGGCUCGGGUGAACGUAGUUUGCCACCUGGUGAUUUGGCUGAUUACGUGGAUACCAAGAGCUCGAUCAAACAGAAAGCCCCAAUAGUCUCAUCAGCGCAGAAGAUCAAGACUGCCCACAAGCUGAAAGCCCAAACGAGUAAGAUAGUCUCCUCCUUCAAGAACCCAACCAUGUCCUGCACAAUGCAGCGUCAGUACGCGGGCCACAAAGACGGCAUCUGGGAGGUGACAGUGGGUCGCUCAGGUCAGCCAAUAAUAGCGACAGCCUCUGCCGAUCACACAGCCCGAGUGAUGGCAAUGGAGACUGGCAAGUGCCUCCUCCAGUACAUAGGUCACACUGGCUCCGUCAACUCCGUGAGGUUUCACCCCACGAUUGACCUGGCCCUCACCUCCUCCGGCGACUGUUCAGCACACAUUUGGCAGGCAGCUGUCAACUGGGACGCACCAAUGCGUCAAUCGUCUUCCGAGGAUCUCUCCACCCUGGACAGAACUCCCACCAAUGCGCCUGGUCUCAAUGACGAUCAGGAGGACACACCCACCCUGAGAACACCCUUGAGGGAACUUCUGGGUCACAGUGGCGUGGUCAUGGCCGCCGACUGGUUGCCAGGGGCCGAUCAACUGGUCACAGCUUCCUGGGACAGAACAGCUAAUCUGUAUGACACUGAAACUGGCGAUGUCAUUCACACACUCUGCGGACACGAUCAGGAAUUGACUCAUGUGUCCACUCAUCAUGCCCAGAGGCUUUGUGUCACAUCAAGUCGUGACAGUACGUUCAGACUAUGGGAUUUCAGAGAACCCAUACACUCGGUGUCGGUUUUCCAGGGACACACUGAAGCCGUCACUUCCGCCGUUUUUACGAGGGAGGACAAAAUAGUUUCUGGGUCGGACGAUCGGAGCGUCAAGGUCUGGGAGUUGCGUAAUAUACGCAGCCCAUUAGCUACUAUUCGGGGGGACAGUGCUGCUAAUAGACUCGCUGUUUCCAGUGCUGGAAUUGUUGCAAUUCCGCAUGAUAAUAGGCAAAUACGAUUGUUCGAUCUGACUGGACAGAGGCAGGCUAGGCUUCCAAGGACUAGCAGACAAGGCCAUCGACGAAUGGUGUGCUCAGUGGCCUGGGCAGAAGACUCAAAUGCAACUUGUAACUUAUUCUCCUGUGGAUUCGACAGACUUGUUCUCGGCUGGAGUGUUCUUCCCGUUAAAGAUGCUUAAUAAAUCCCCUAUUACUUCAUAUCACAAUAUGUUGAAUUAGCCUCGAAUAUCACUCUGUACUAUUGUAAUAUUUUGGGUAAAUGAGGGCAGCCACACCCAAGUUGAUACGUAAUUGUGUGCCAGUAAGCCAGCAGCUAGACCUAUCAGUGAUCCACCUCUUCCGCUCUCGCAGACAACUAGAAUAAUUAAAAAAUUCUAAAUUCAAUGAUUAAAAAAAAUAAUGACAAAGUGAGAAUCAAAAAUACAUAUGAUCGAAUAGAUAUGUUCAUUUUAUUCAUUAUUACUUUGGAUUGUACGUUGAAACGAAUGAUCAAAAAUACCAGAGAAUUAUCGAGGACAAAUAAUAUAAUUAAGUGAAAAUUCGUCUAGUCGCGUUUGUAGAAACUUUUGCACUGAAAUAAAGAAUAAAUGAGUUUUUGAAAAAUUG
Molecule: messenger RNA, 2341 nt
Organism: Diachasma alloeum
Lineage: Eukaryota; Metazoa; Arthropoda; Insecta; Hymenoptera; Braconidae
Gene: Wdr37
Product: WD repeat-containing protein 37
Exons: 5
Coding region: 385-1914 (509 amino acids)
Cellular component (GO): preribosome, large subunit precursor
Molecular function (GO): protein binding
Source: RefSeq, a predicted model, not a curated record